GUAGUAACCUGGCCGGGCCCUCCUACUACCGCCGCCGACAGUGCUGGGGACUUUUGAGGGAGUUGGGAGACUGGUUUUCGUGACGGAAAUCCAAGUCCAUCGGUGGAUUUAGACGGACUUGACAACGGUUUACUGAGGAAGAGAGCCGCUCUGAUAGAGCCAGGAUGUUGAAUAUGUGGAAAGUCAGAGAGUUGGUGGAUAAAGCCACCAAUGUCGUGAUGAACUACUCAGAGAUCGAGUCCAAGGUUCGAGAAGCCACCAACGAUGACCCCUGGGGCCCUUCGGGGCAGCUGAUGGGGGAGAUCGCCAAGUCCACCUUCAUGUACGAGCAGUUCCCCGAGGUGAUGAACAUGCUGUGGUCACGCAUGCUGAAGGACAACAAGAAGAACUGGAGGAGAGUUUAUAAGUCCCUGCUGCUGCUGGCGUACCUCAUCAGGAACGGGUCGGAGAGAGUCGUCACCAGCGCCAGAGAACACAUCUACGACCUGCGCUCCAUCGAGAGCUAUCACUGUAUCGGCAAGUACGGGAAGGACCAGGGCAUCAACGUGCGGCAGAAGGUGAAGGAGAUGGUGGAGUUCGUGCAGGACGACGACCGGCUGAGGGAGGAGAGGAAGAAGGCCAAGAAGAACAGGGACAAAUACAUCGGGGUGUCCUCCGACAGCAUGGGCGGGUUCAGAUACACGGGGGAACGGUACGACUCGGACCCCAAGUCCAAGUGGGACGAGGACUGGGACCGGGGCAAGGGCGCCUUCCCCUUCAGCGAGAAGCUGGGCGAGAUCAGCGACAAGAUCGGCAGCACCAUCGAUGACACCAUCAGCAAGUUCCGCAAGAAGGAGCGGGACGACUCGCCCGACAGGGGCAGCGACAACGAGGAGGACCGCGAGCGGGGCACCCGGAACGGCCGGCCGGCCAAGUCCGAGUUCCGGGACGAGGAGGAGACGGUGACGACCAAGAGCGUGCAGAUCGUGCAGGCCUCGGAAACCACGGCGACGCGCAAGCGGGGCGCCGUCCCGUCCCGAACCGUGGACCUGGGCGCGGCCGCACACUACACCGGGGACGGGCCCAGCCCCAGCUCCGGGGCCAGCGCGGCCCAGACGACGGAGGCGGGGGUCAGCCAGGGGUCCGGCGGCGGGGGUCUGGCUGACCUGCUGAUGGUGGACUCUGCGCCCAGUCAGCCAGCGCCCACAGGGGCAGGUCCAGACCUGAUUGGUGGAUUUGCAGAUUUCUCCUCUCCUGCAGCCUCCGCUACUUUGCCUUCAGGUACAGCAGCCGGUGAGACCGGCGAUUUCGGGGAGUGGAACGCGUUCCCCGACGGCGCGCCGGCCGCCCCCGCCGCGGCCCCCCCCCUCGCCCCCGCCGGGCCCGACCUCUUCGCCAGCAUGCAGACCACCGUCACCCAGACGACCUCCUUGCCCUCCGCUGACCUCCUGGACCUGAUGGGCCCGUCCCAGCCCACCCUCAGCUCCUCCCAAAGCUUGACCUUCUCUGCUCUCGGGGACCCCCUGAUGGCCCAGCAGGUGGGGGUACAGAAAUCGGGGGGGAAGGCCGCCCUGCCCUCCACGUGGUCGGACCCCAGCGUCAACAUCAGCCUGGACUUCCUGUCCCCGGGCAUGCAGCCCCCAAAACCCUCUCAGCCCACCCUCAGCAUGAUGCAGCAAGGUGUCCAAGUUCCUGUUACCAUGGUGGCCCAGAGCUUUGCAGGGAUGAACCUCAGUAUGCAGCCAACGGCGAACCCCGUCCGGCCGCCCUCCAAUCCCAUCAUGCCUGGUGGCGCCAUGACGAUGGGGAUGAUGCCCAACAUGGGAAUGGGCACGAUGGGCAUGGCGCCCAGCGCGGGCAUGCCAGCCAAUCAGGGAAUGAUGGGAUUGAACAUGAACAUGGGCAUGGGUACGGCCGGGAUGGGCGUGGGGAUGUCUGGCAUGGGCAUGGGUGCGGGCAUCGCCUCCGGCAUGGCACAGCCCAAACAAGAUGCCUUUGCCAAUUUUGCCAACUUUGGCAAAUGAUGCAGGACACGGGGUGGGAUGGGGUGGGGUGGGGUGUGGGGAGUGUGGGGGUUUGGGGGUGGUCUCAGAGAAGCUAUGAAACAGAGUGUAUGACCAUGAAGGAUUCUGCAUACGGAAGCGUACCUGAGAAAUCUCACACACACCGACAGGCCUCUGUCUGUUUUAUAUGUGCAGAUAUACAUGAAUGUGUGUAUAUUACCAGUGGCAGAAACCAAGGACCUGUGAGGGGGGGUGGGGGUGGGGGGUUGGGGAGGGGGGGGGGGGUUUGUAUGGGGCAGAAGUCUCCCGCACAUUAAACCACAGAGCUGUCAGUUCUUCCUCCAUUACAGAAAUGUGUGUGAAAUGGCGGUGGAGGUUUGGGGGUGAUCACUCCAAAAAAUCUUGCAGAAUUGCAAAAAAAAAAAAAAAAGAAGACGCCCCCCCUCCCCCCCCCCCAGCCUCUCGGCUCCUCUCCCUGUUUUUAACCUUAAAAUGCCAUUCCGAACGUCACCGCCUGUCCUUGCUCACGAUACGAAUCCGGGUUGUCAGUUUGUAAAUAGUCCUGGGGUGUGCAGACAGAUACAUUUAGCAUUAUACUUUCUGCCUGGUGUAAUGGUCAAACUGAAACGACAAAAAAAAUUAUUUACUUUUUUUAUUUUAUUUUAUUUUUCCGCCAUUUGAGUGACAGCUGUGGCACAGCACCAAUCUGUAAUUUUGCCGUGUAUAAUCAAAAUAGUCUUUAUACUUUCAGAUUGAAGUCCUGCUCUCAGCAGGUUGUUAAUAUUAGAAGUAACAUUGAAAGGAGUGAGUGAGUGAGUGGGACUGGAUGGCUGCUCUGUUUUAAGUAGGGGCGACCACAGUGGCCUUUUUCAAGGGUUUAUUUUUUUAAAUGAAAAAAAAAAACAAUCAGUUUUGCAUCCAAAUAUGAUUACCUGUAGAGAUAGAAGGGUCUUUCGAUGGGGGGGGGGGAGGGGGGGGCAGUGUUAUGAUAGCAGCAAAGGGUGCCUGUCGAAAAAUCGGUUGCCUUUUUCUUUACAAAAUGAUCUUAUAAUAAAGAGAUGAGCAACAAUGCUGCAGUAUUCAUUAAAGACUGCGUGAGACAGAACCAAUGAAGUGUGUGUGUGUGUGUGUGUGUGUCUGUGAAUGCAGAGUGUUAAACGAGCUCACCCACACGCAUUAACACUUUACUCAUGUGUUUGUUUUCGGCUGCUGUUGGGUGGAUAUUAUGAGCAUUUUCAGCCACUCUCUUGUCAGAAUGAAGUUAAGUACACUUUGUUUAACCCAACAAACCGCGCGGAGUGGGGCCAGCUUUAACCCAAUGAACUGUGUGGAGUUGGGCCAUUUUUAACCCAGCGAGCCAGCAUGAAGAGGGGCUGGCUUUGACCCAACGAACCGUGUGAAGAGAGACUGACUUAAACCCAACGAGCCAGUGCCCAGAUGGGCCGGCUUUGACCCAACGAGUCAUGUGAAGUGGGGCCAGCUUUAACCCAACGAGCUGGUGUCCAGAUGGGCCGGCUUUGACCCAACGAGUCGUGUGAGGAGUUGGGCGUGACCUGGCGACCCGCAGUGGGAAAAGGGCUGGGUGAAAAGGUGGAGCAGCGGCCCGGAGUACUCACCGCCCCCCCCCCCCCGGCCCCAUCACAGUGGAGGUGCAGUGCACACCCGCAUACGCACAGACGCACGCUGCUGCGCCAGGACUGCAAGCAGCUCUGCCUUCAGACACAAGCUGUGGCCCCCAGAGGCAUGACGUCUACAUUAUAAAUUACCAAAUUUUAUUUUAUUAUAUUUUUUAAAAAGUUAUCGAUCCAGAGUGGGUAGUUUUUUAAAAUCCUAUACGAUGAAGUCCUUUGUGUGUUCUGUGGGGACGGGUGGAAGACUAACAACAUUAGUUUAUACCAGUGUGGGGGUAAGACCCGGAAACCAAGGCCACCAUUUGCCUAAUAAAUUUUAAAAAAGAACAUUCUUUCAAUCCAUAAGCUCUGUUUUGAUUGUACUCAUAUUGAUCUUUUAUGUAUAUCAUUAAACCGUUAAUUAAAA
Molecule: messenger RNA, 4019 nt
Organism: Anguilla rostrata (American eel)
Lineage: Eukaryota; Metazoa; Chordata; Actinopteri; Anguilliformes; Anguillidae
Gene: clint1a
Product: clathrin interactor 1a
Exons: 12
Coding region: 165-2003 (612 amino acids)
Biological process (GO): endocytosis
Cellular component (GO): plasma membrane; clathrin vesicle coat; endosome
Molecular function (GO): clathrin binding; phospholipid binding
Source: RefSeq, a predicted model, not a curated record